UUUCUCUCUAUCCCAUUAAUUUCGCUGACCUUUCUUCUCUGCCCCCCAUCUCUUCAUUUACAAACACAGACUUCCUUCCCUUUCUCACUGUCGCUCCCUUCUCUUCAUUACUUUUAAUUCUUUCAUCAAACAUUAUCUCUUUGUUUUCAAAGUGUUAUAUAAAGAGUGAACUCAACUGCCUUGUUCCUUUGCUGCUUCAGUUUUUCACUAUACACCACUAUACCCAAUAUGGGGAGAUCACCUUGCUGUGACAAAGUAGGGUUGAAGAAAGGACCUUGGACGCCAGAAGAAGACCAGAAACUCUUGGCUUACAUUGAAGAACAUGGUCGUGGAAGCUGGCGUUCCUUGCCCGCCAAAGCCGGUCUUCAAAGAUGUGGGAAAAGUUGCAGGCUCAGAUGGACUAAUUAUCUAAGGCCUGAUAUUAAGAGAGGAAAAUUUAGUUUGCAAGAAGAACAAACUAUCAUCCAACUUCAUGCCCUUUUAGGGAACAGGUGGUCUGCCAUUGCCACUCACUUGCCAAAAAGAACAGAUAAUGAGAUAAAAAACUACUGGAACACUCAUCUUAAGAAAAGGUUAGCUAAAAUGGGGAUCGAUCCCAUCACUCACAAGCCCAAAAACGAUGCUUUACUCUCCACUACUGAUGGUCAAUCCAAGAAAGCAGCCAACCUUAGCCAUAUGGCUCAAUGGGAGAGUGCUAGGCUCGAAGCUGAAGCUCGACUGGUUCGAGAAUCAAAGAUCCGUUCACAUUCACUUCAACAUCAUCACCACUUCAACCCCCCUGCUUUUACCCUUGAGUCUCCUACAUCCACUCUUUCUGUCUCAGAAAAUGCACCACCAAUCAUUACAGGGCUCGGUGUGAGUCCGAUGCCCAUGAUCGAGUUCGUCGGUACCACCUCGGGUUCCUCCGAGACGGCGGGGAUCGUUAAAGAAGAAGGUGAACAAGAGUGGAAAGAGCUUGGAAGUUCAAGCAAUUUGGCUGAUUACAAAGAGGGUAUGGGGAAUUCUUUGUCAUCAUUCACAUCUAGUCUUCAGGAUAUGACAAUUUCUAUUGAAGGAGGAUGGACUCCAGAGUCUUUGAGGCCAAACAACAUUAAUGUUAAUAAUGUUGGGAAUAUAAUGGAGGAAGGUUUCACUAAUCUUCUUCUUAAUGAUUCCUUCAACCGGAGUUUAUCGGAUAGCGGCAAAGAAUCUGACGAAAACAGCGGAGGCAGCGGGGAUGGCAGUGAUUACUAUCAAGAUAACAAGAACUAUUGGAACAGUAUUCUUAAUUUGGUGAAUUCUUCCCCAUCAGAUUCACCAAUGUUCUAAACAAUUUAAUUAUAUAUAUAUUGCAAUUGUUCUAAAAGCUGUGAAAUACCAUCAGGUUAUAUAAAUCGGAAUUUUCCACUGUUUCCUCUACAAAGGGAAAAGCUUUGACAUGUUCUACGUAGUUGAUAGAAUUUUAACAUGUUUUGAGUGAAAUUCAAUGACAAUUUUCUCUUUGUAUUGA
This is a messenger RNA of Gossypium raimondii (Peruvian cotton), 1489 nucleotides long. Its product is annotated as transcription factor MYB16. Bases 229 to 1308 code for a protein of 359 amino acids. The transcript has 3 exons. The record is from RefSeq and is a predicted model, not a curated record. NCBI's taxonomy places the organism in Eukaryota, Viridiplantae, Streptophyta, Magnoliopsida, Malvales, Malvaceae.